CUUUCUAAAUCUCCAUAGAUAUUUUUCUAGAAAAAAGUGAUUUGAAUAUUUUGACAGGAUUCUGAUAUGAAAAUAAAAUAAGUGUUUAGGUAGUAGGCACCUAUACCUAUCUAUGGAUAGGUACUCAAAAUCCCUGUGAUGCAAAAUUAAAAAGUGGGUUCGUAGUGCUUUUUACGAGUGUGUACUUGCAGAACACAAUGUACCGCAAUGAAAGCUGAUACCGACGCGUGGUGGGCGGCCGCGCUGCUCGUGGCCGCCGCUCGCUGGCCCGCCGCCGCCGCCGCCGCUCCCAACCAAGCGCAGGAAUACGAUUGGUUCGACUGCGACUUCAAUGACAUAGACAACUUAGACUGCGUUUCUCUGAUCACACAGAAAACGAACGAAAUAGAAGAUGAAAUUAAUGCCCAUCCGCUGGACGAUAAUUUGACCGAUAGUGUUCUUAAUUUUAAGCUUGAAGAUAACGAUUUCUUCUUAAUGUUUGUGUUAGCACUUAAUUCAAAAGAGCCCCAUAUACAUACUCGCAGAAAACGUUUCCCUUAUAAAUAUUAUCCACAAUUAAAUCGGAAACUUCCCAUAUACAACACUUCAGAAAUAUUUCCACCGAGAGAUAUGACUUUCGUGCCGAGAUCUCGCAUGAUGAAUUUCCUGUACAAGUCGGUGGCGCCAAGUAUCGUCCAAUUCACAGCUCCCAUGCCGACCACAGCCGCUAUGACACAUGUUUUUUCGGAAGUCUUAAAUGUAUCACUGUUAAACAUGAAAAUGAAUCCUGUUUUCUUUUGCUGUUUGGCCUCACUUCUCUCCGGACCCGUCGCUUUCAUCUUCAUACUCCUAACGGUGCCCUUGUUGACGAUCUUUUGCUGGAUGGCGGCGUGGCGUCGCCGGAGCCUCGCCCGGCGGACCUUCGACUAUAAGUGCGAUUGUUUCUUCAAGUACUUGUUCGCCUUUCUGUUGUUUGCAGCAAUGGGGUUAUACCUAUACGGCGUGUGGGGAUUUAUUGUGUCAGGGGAGCAACUGGAAACUGGUGUGCAAGACUUGUUUGUAGCCGUGUGUAACUUCACGAGGAGCUUCGCUGCUUAUCUUCGCCGCGCAAAGGACGGUAUAUAUGUGACCGGCAUACCCGUUUAUCAGAAAACGCAAUUGAGUGCAUUUACAUCAGACUAUUUUAAACUUCAUUGGUGGUGGAAAUAUUAUACUGGGUGGAGUAUGCCCUUUUUUGAUUUCAUAAUUUAUGGCAAUCGUCGCGCUGCUAUGAAAUCUCUGGGCAACAUCACGGGAGUACUGGAAGACGUGCAGCUCGACCUGGCAUUAAUGAAGGAACAUACCUCCAUGCUCUGGUCUUUGGCUAAUGAACUCAAUACAGAACUCCGUAACGUGAAGCGGACACUGCUGCAGUCGCUGACUAGUUGCGACGCCCCCGCUUGCCUCGACCUGCAGCGGAUGCACCACUUUCUGGACAUCGACACCGAGAUUCGGCAUGUUCAGACGGUGCUGGACAAUGUGACCGAGCUACGUGACCAGGGUCUGCACGAUGACGUCACUGCUGGAUUACGCUUCGACUUCUGGGACUUCAAAUUAGACGUACCUAAAACACACUACUAUAGAAGCGGUCAUCAAGUAUUAAAUGCUCUAUACAAGAUGAAUCAAAUGUUCCUGAAAAGGAUGUAUUGGUGGGCCGAAAGCUUUUACCCAAUACUGGAGGUACCAGAUAAAAUCAGAGCAAUAUUCAUCACCCGCUAUCUUCCGUAUAUCCAGUUCACGGUGGCCCUAAUAUCUUUUUUUCUAAUAGUCCCUGUGGUGAUGAUCCUCGGCCUGCCCCAUUGUUGCUACGGCUCGCGGCGCAGAGUGUACCGCGGUUUCACGUGGGCCAGUCUGCGCAGCAGUAGUUUUGGUUCGCGGCUCAUAUACUGGUCCAUAGCGGCAUCGUUACUGCCAUUCUUGGUGUGCGGGCUGGGAGCGGCGGUGUUCUACUUGGCCAGCACGCUGCUCCAGCGCGUCAUCUGUGAACCACUCGAGAAACCCACUCAAAGUAUAAUGUUCGAUUUUAUCUGGGACCGCUUCGUGGACAUCGAGAAGUUAAUCUUCGGAAGUAAAGCCAACUACAGUUAUGGACUCAAGUUCAGCCGCGUCAUCGAGCAGUUGAGGACUCCCAAAACGCCACUAGAGAUAUAUAACGUGUUUCAAAUCUACCGGCAGGCUGGAGAAGAAAAGCAUCGGUUUAUACACAUCAGAAAACGUAUAACGUGGACCACUGUUUGGAUUGGUAGAUUGAGGAAAUCACUUGAAGAGAUGUCAAUUAGACAGGAGCCGCCCACGUCUAUGAUGGCGCUAAGCGACCUAGCCAUGCGCAGCCUGCUGCGGCUUGUGGACAUUCGCUUCUCGGACUUGGCUGUUGACAGAAUACCGUCCACGAUGAAGAGUCAUAUGCAGCAGUUUACCAAAAAAUCCCGCGAGAUGGCGCUGUUGUCCGAGGCGCUGGAGCGCGCGGCGGACAGGCGCGGCUACGGCGCCGUGCCGGCCGAGCUGCGCGCCGCCGCCGCCGCGCUGCGGGACCUGCGUCUCAACAUCGUCCUGCCCAUGCUGCAGGAAGCGCGUGUGCUCAAUAGCACAGCCAGUAGAUUGCAAGUGUCGCUGCGUUUCAACCUCGGUAACACGACGCUGAAGCAAGUGAUCGAGGACAACAUUAGGGAUAUGGAGAAUAUGAAGAUCAUCGGCAACGACGAUCAUGAACACAAGGCUGCGAGAUUUUGGAUCCCGAUCAUGAACAUUGCAGACUAUUACGUGGACAUCACAAGCGAUUUCUUAUUAGUUUACCGGAAAUAUUUUGAGAAAUUUUUGCCCCAGGACAACCUUUUCAUGAUACAUGAAGCAAAAAUUCGAUUAACACUAUGUGAAAAUUUUUAUCUUCCAAUGCAAGGUCUUUGGGUCUGCAUGGGGCUCUGCUGGCUGAUGCUGCUGGUGAUGAUAUGGUCGGGGCGCACGCUGGCGCGCAUCUGCCUGCGCACCGACCCCUACCCCGGCGCGGCGGUGCAGCGCGCGUACAAAGAAAUAAAGCGGUUUGCGGAAAAGAAUCGCAAGUUGCGCAGGCGCGGCAAGAGGACGAGUAACCUGUGCAGAUUGUGCACGACAGCGUGCGACGACAACGAGCUGCCUCUCUCGAAGCGCAGAAGAUGUUAACUGAGCAUCAGACAAGAAGAUGAAACCCUGGCCUGCCUAUGCACUUGUGGAAGCGUCUGCAAUUUAAAAGUAUUGUGAUAAUUGUAUACAAAAAUAUGAUUUUAAUUGUUUUGUAUGCUAAUGUUGGUGUAGCACAAAAUAAAAAUUAGUUCAACUGCG
Molecule: messenger RNA, 3333 nt
Organism: Plodia interpunctella (Indianmeal moth)
Lineage: Eukaryota; Metazoa; Arthropoda; Insecta; Lepidoptera; Pyralidae
Exons: 19
Coding region: 208-3174 (988 amino acids)
Cellular component (GO): membrane
Source: RefSeq, a predicted model, not a curated record